AUGGCUGAGAAACAUCCCAUCAAAGCUCCACACGCCCCUGAGGCAAACAGCCUGUCGGCUAGCGACAGCGACUCUCGAACAGACGAUGCGAGCGACUACGAGCUGACUGGAAUUCCACUAGUCCUGGUCAUGACUGGACUUGGUCUUUCUAUAUUUCUUAUGUCCCUAGAUUCCUCUAUCAUUGCCACAGCUAUUCCCCGAAUCACGUCACAAUUCAAUAGCACCAGCGAUAUUGGCUGGUAUGGAAGUGCAUACUCCUUUGCGAUGUGUGCUCUGCAACCUGUCGCAGGUAAACUGUUUGCAAGUUUUGCAAUGAAAGACAUGUUCCUCGGAUGUCUUGCCGUCUUCGAACUUGGCUCAUUGCUCUGCGCUCUUGCUGUUAACAGCCCUAUGCUCAUCGUUGGGCGUGCUAUAGCUGGCAUUGGGGCAGCAGGAUGCUUCACAGGAGCUUUCUGUAUUGUCGCAGUUUCCAUCCCGUUGGUCAAGCGACCCUUCUAUAUUGGAAUCCUUCAGUCAACAUUUGGCAUUGCCACUAUCAUUGGACCCGUGUUAGGUGGUGCAUUCACAGAGCAUGCGACGUGGCGGUGGUGUUUCUGGAUCAACCUCCCCAUCGGGGCUGUCACCAUUCUCUCAUUGGUUUUCUUCUUCAAACCGCCUACGCGCGAUUCGACAAAAGCUCCGACGGUUCUCCGCAGACUACAAAACCUGGACCUGCUGGGCGCUUCUAUUUUCGCUCCAGCCAUAAUCAUGAUCUUUUUGGCUCUUCAAUGGGGAGGAACUGAGCACGCUUGGAAGAGUGCUACUAUCAUUGGUCUCUUCAUCGGAGGCGCAGGUCUCGGCCUUGUCUUUGCUCUCUGGCAAAUACGAAGAGGUGACAGUGCCAUGAUUCCACCGCGUCUGAUUACGGAGCGUACAAUGUUCUUCUCCUGUUUCAGCGAGUUCUUCGCCAUGGGUGCCGUUUAUAUUUCGAUCUACUACCUCCCAGAGUGGUUCCAGGUCAUCAAAAACGCCUCGCCAACGAAAUCUGGACUCAUGUAUCUUCCCUUGGCGCUAUCAGAUGUCCUCUCCGCGACCCUAACAGGCGCCUCACUUAAAUAUCUUGGAUACCCAAAUCCCUAUAUGCUCCUUGGAACAGGCUUGAUGAGCAUAGCAACGGGGCUCUUCUCUACCUUCUCCCUAAGCACCCCCCACCAACAGUGGAUCCCAUUCCAAGUCCUCCAGGGUCUUGGUGUGGGAAUGACCCUCUCGAUGCCCUAUGUUGCAACACAGACAGUCCUCAAACCCGAAGAUAUUCCUGUCGGUACCUCAUUACUACAAUGCUUUCAAUUCUUCGGGGCUUCCGUGAACCUCGCCAUUGCGGAGGCUAUCUUUGAGAACAAACUUGUCUCGCGAUUGAAGGGUUGGGGAUUUGAGGGCCACGAGAUAGAGAAAAUUAUCAGUGCAGGCUCUGCCGAGGCAAGGAGUGCGGUGUCUGCGGCACAGCUUCCAGGCGUGUUGGAUGCAUACAACCAUGCGAUCACUAGGACGUUCUACGUUGCAACCAGUGUUGCCGCUUUUGCAUUCCUCCUUUCCCUCGGCAUCCGUUGGAGGAGUGUCAAGCCGAAACCCCAGGCUGCUGCCUCGGAUGAGGAGAUUAGCUCGUCAAACCCGAUUUACUACGGCAAACGAUCUAAAGCAGCCAUUCCACCCUACCUGGGGAUCGUUAUUAUGCUCAAUCAGCUACAAGAAAUCCCAGAGCUCUGCGUAUCAAUUGAUAUCAACGAAGAUAAGCUAAAGGACAUAAAAGAUCCCGUCGCAACCUUGACGAAAUAUGACUUCUUCCGUUGCUACAGUGACAUGAUUGAUAGGAUCGAAAGGAUCGGUCUUGACGAGAACUUGGAGCAAGCUGGAUUGCCCACAGAACUAGCAGAAGAAAACUUCUUCAGUGACAAGAAGGACGAGUUCGAGUUGAUGAAUAUACCACUGCCUGGCAAGAGUGGCAAAGACCACGUGCGGGACUAA
Penicillium griseofulvum is the source of this 2001-nucleotide messenger RNA. RefSeq names its product MDR family MFS transporter. The coding region runs from base 1 to 2001 and encodes 666 amino acids. Lineage: Eukaryota; Fungi; Ascomycota; Eurotiomycetes; Eurotiales; Aspergillaceae. The record is from RefSeq and is a predicted model, not a curated record. Gene Ontology annotation, molecular function: transmembrane transporter activity. The transcript is spliced from 3 exons. Gene Ontology annotation, biological process: transmembrane transport.